Amoebophrya sp. A25 is the source of this 4624-nucleotide messenger RNA. Lineage: Eukaryota; Dinophyceae; Syndiniales; Amoebophryaceae. The record is from the annotation of a GenBank genome assembly.
CAUUGAUGUUGUAGUCGUGUAGACUACAUUCAUUUAGAAGAGUACGCGUCGUUUCAGCUUUUGUUUCGUAGUUGUAUCACUAUGCUCAGUCCUGGCACAACUUAGUUGUUUGGUUCGGCAGUGACAGAAUUAGAGUUGAAACGUUUCCCUGUUUAUCGUCCUCGGGCAACAUUAAAAAACCAAUAAAAGAUGGCGGUCGCUGCACCAAUUGUAGCGAGCGACACUGGGUCCCCGAUGCAGAAUACUUACCAGUCCAGUGGAGGGGGUUUCAAUAUGGUACCGAUCGGAAGUGUUGGUGGCUUGCAGCCGGUUGACAGGGCAUCGCAUGGAGGUAUACGAAAUUCUGGCUUAUUUCGCUGACCAGAACUAUUUUCGAACACGACUCCUUCAGCAUGAUACAACCAGAUCGGCAUAGAUAAAGACCACCACGACUAUCUCCAUCAAUUAUGAUUUGUUCCGUGCUUAGUUGUAUGGUAGAUAGAAGCACAUGAAUCGAAGAUCAUGAUCAAUAUAUAAGAAUAAUUCAGCAAGACCAUGAUCAAUAAGAAUAAUUCUACAAGAACUUUCCAAUGUCAUCUCAACAGUAGGUGGCUCCAACAUGGUUGUUGGCCCUCCGCUUACGACGUUCGGAGCGAGUACCUACAAUGGUCAGUCACCUAUGAUGGGGCAGCAUCAGCAGGUCCAGCCACUGGGCCAACAGCCAGGGGACGUCGAUCGCAUGGGAGACGAAGUGCGAGCGUGGUCCACCCUUCAUGUUUAUGGAAACUGAGCACUUCUCUGAUCAUGACCGACGCUAAUAUGUGUGACUAUCAUAACCGACACUCAUGAAUGUGUGCGAGGACUAUCAUGUUGCAAACAAGGGCGGACGCGGAGUACUACGCAACAAGAAUAGUAGUUUAAAGACCAAGCAGGAGAAGCAACGUCAAGGUCGUCAGUCUAAUUUCUCAUGCUUGGAUUUUGCUGUGGGUGCUGUUGCUGCAGUUGUCUGUGUCUCGGACCAUGUUACUGCUAUCUGGGCUGCAAGGAACAGGGUGUGGAACCAACAAGUAGUGCGCUUCAAAUGGGUGACACGCAAUUUGGAGUAGGGAGACCUGGCGCAUCCUACGCGCAGCAACGAGAGAAAUUCAAAGCUGUUCAGUACUAUCCGAUGUAUGAUUUCGAAAAAUGAAUAUGAAGAUUUUUUAUGAAGAUUCUUUUUGCUUUGGAUGGCGUCGAUGGUUUCGUUUUUUUUUUGCUUGAGAUUUCGAUUGCCUCGCCAAGCGCGAAUGUUGAGCAAUUUCUUCCAACACCAAAAAGAGAAACUUCUCACGCUACUUCUACUAAUCAUGACUCCAGUGGCGCAAUGCGAACGAUAUUCUGUUGGUAUUUUUGCCACAUACCGCUGAUCUUCUUUUGGAUGGUCAUGACGUUUAUCUCCGCUACCUACCCAGAAAGCACAGAAUUUCCGUUGCAAAUCGAAAAUUUUAUGAUGUUGGUAGCCUUCUCCAUUUCCAUAUGUAAGAAAAUAAAAAGAUCGAUUUGCCGACUACACGUCUUUACAACAAGAUAGACGUAUCGUCUAGUUCACCCAGUUCCAGUGUUUACAAUUUGAAUUUGUCUUCGAAUUUGGAGCAUUGCAGGUGCAGCAUACUCAUCUUCAAUAUUUCUUCUUUUCUAGUUUUCUACGGCCUGACUUUAAUUUAAUAUUUCCUCUAAUAGCGCGGAGAAUCGAUAUCGCAACAUCACCGUGGCGCGGCAAGUACCUGCAGGACAGAAUAGUGCAGAUUAUAUUUUUACUGGUUACGAACCUGUGCUACUUGCUGAAAAUGGAAAGGUCGCAGCACAAUUCGGUGUGUCGGCAAAACAAAAUCCGCUGAUGGUCACCUUCUCGCAAAUUGAGGACAAAGAUGACCGGACCUGGGAGUGGGCUCGCAUUUAUCGCAAAGAGCCAUUCGACGACAAACUCUGGUGUCUCUGGCAUUCACGUACUUGCUAAGCUAGUAUAUUACUACGAUAGCAAUUAUAGCAUGCAGCUCUUCUGGUGUAGUCUCUGGUACACUCACAUCUCCAUACUAGGAUACAUAGAUAACCGGUUAACUUUUCCUCAUAAAUCCUAGGUCGUUAGUCCCUCCCAUGACCAAGACAUGGUAGCAUACGUAGCAUAACUUCAUUCAUCAUCUUGAUCUUCAUCUGAAAGAACACAACUCAAACUCAACUGAAUAAACACUACUUGAUCUGCCAGCUGUACGAUACCAACAUUGCCAAUUCGAGGAAGAAAAGGACGACGAGCGUUGGAAGUGGUCCAAAGAAAAGAAGACAUUUGUGAAAUGGAAAAAUGAGAAGGAAGGGCUUGGUUUUGCGGAGGGAGCAAUACCCCCUGCCCAAGAAAUGGCUCCACUUUUAUGCAGAAAAACACAAAAUACAUGCAGUCAUGUUUAAUCAAUUGUACUAGUUGUCUCCUUUAAGCACUACUAUAUUUAUUGAUACCACUGGUGCUUGUUGGGCACAAUAUUUAUCAUGAUCAUCAACGUGUAAGGUUCCAGUUAUACGCAUAUCAUCUGCAAGUAGUUCAAAAGUCUGGCAAGUCUCGUUUACUACUGCUCACGUGCUCCCUACUUGUUCAACUACUUCAAUUUCUCAUUUUUGCACAUGGGCUGCAUGCGAUUCAUCUAAUAGAGGUCACGCGAGAUUAUGACGCUGCAAGUGUUUUUCCAGCAGCCGGCGAUGUGAUCUUUCUUGAUCAAAACGGCGGGACUAUAUUUUUCGGCGUGCUAUUGGUUAUGGUCUGGCACUGCUACACAGCUAUUCUUGGAUUCUCGACGUUUUUCCAAAUCUUUUCGGGAAAUAAGUCGUGUUCUACUUCAUGAUGAUCAUCUAUGACCAGGUUCCGCAGCUGAAGAGAGCUACAAUUGUUAUUGGACAGCCUCUAAUUUGGUCCUCAACGGUGCUUUCAGCAUAGGAGCAUGCAUUUGGCUUUGUAUGCAGAACAGCCGCCUAAGCGCUUACAUCAAACAACAAGAUUUCAGAGUAAUGAGCAACAAUCAGAUGGCAAUGGCAGGCGGUCUCGGUGGAGGAAUGGGCAGACCGUCAUAUCAAACUUACGGCCACUUGUACUAGUUACUUCCUAGUAAUCCUAAUGAAUCCUACAACUGCACAGUCGUGUUAGAGACGAGGAAAACUGCACUUCUAGCUCCGCUUCCGUAGUUUUAGUGCCGUAUAAUUUUCGCUGCUCUAGUACAUGUAGAUUUAGUAAUCGGACGCUCUAAGAACUGGGACGAGGUGGCAUGCCGCAAACACAAAUUGGAGCACCUGGAGGGAUGAUUCAAAUGCAAGGGCCACCGGGAUCGAUCGCUCAAAUGGGACCGCCAAGUCCCUACGCAGGAGGACCGCAACAACAGCCCUACAUGAUUAAUGCUUGCCGUAAUUCAUCUUCAGAGGCAUCUCUGACACCUUUUCAAGGGGGAAAUACGUCAAAGAUGAUUUCCAAGAUGAAUUUGGGCAAGCUCUAACAUGAUGCAACAUCAAGGUAUCCAGUUGACUCCUGUUCUGCACCCGACCGUGGUAAGGUGACCAGUUGUAAUGUGAACAGAGUGCAAGUCUACAACUCUUCAGUCUCGGAUUUCAAGGAGGGCUUACUCACUGGAUCAGUAGGUACAACAAGUGUUCUAGCAGCGCAGAACAGCACACGCAGGACCACGAAAAGCGCGCUCCACUUGCUGAAGGAUCUUGCACGGCAGGGAUUCGGCAGCUCUGCACAGUCGUCUCUAAACCGCUGGUGGUAGCACCUCGUUCACGACACAUGAAAAUUUUCGAAGGAGCUGGAGCACAACCAGGAGGAGCACUGUGAUGUAACGCGAAGAAGUCAUCGCGCGGCGCUUCGUAGAGCAGUCAAGCGAACGCGUACCCACUCCACAAGCCCACCCCACAAGCGGUCACAAGCCCACCCCACAGGCCGCUCGAUGCAAAGCACAAGCCGGAACUUUUCUUGCAAGUGCAUACGCAGACCACUGCAUAAGAGGAAAGGACUCGCCCGUUCUACCUCUACCUGCAUGUUCCAUACUUCUCUUAGUCGAUUUCUGGCGGUCACAUCAGGGCAAACCAGUGAAAAUGCCAGAGAGGGUGGCAAACUUGAACAAGUCGAAAUCCCAGAAGAGGAUCUCGUGUCCUAGACCACUACAUCCCCCUCCCGUACUCCUUAAUUCGCAGGCAUCGAUGAUUUUCGUAAGUAAGUAUAUUGCCACACAUGAAAGUUGUUUAUUUCUCAACUGUCUUGGUAAGAAAGGGGGCAAAAAGGAGCACGGAAAGAGUACAAGCUGACACUAAAUCCAGAAAUUAGUGAAACUUGAACUCAGAGCUAAAGAAGAAGAGGGUUAGUGUAAGGACGUUAACAGCUUUCGAGCCAAAUACUUACGAACACCCUCUGGAGCUUACUUGCUCGACCGGAAGUAAGGUAGCAUAAAGUUGCUGUAGCUAAACUUAGACUAACUUUGGAACAAAGAAACAACGAAAGUUGUCAGGAACUGGCUUCGACUGUCUCGCCCCCAACAAGGAGAGACUAGAAGUUUACCAAGGUCCCGCUAACUCUUUUACGACAAGAGGAAACUGCUUCAAGCGAGAAAAUACACUUAUAUCCAGUAAAAAUAGG